UUUAGAAAUUGAGUGAACAAUGCAAAAUAAAGAGGAGAAAUAAAAGUGAAAUUGAAAAUUAAGAGAGAGAAGUUAGAAUGCUUGUUUGGGAAGGAUGAAGGAUGUAAAUGUAGAUGUGAGCCAUGCUAAUUGCUAAUUGCUAAUUGCUAAGGUGGUGGUGGUCUCACUCCUCCCCACUAUACCUAAACACAACCUACUCACUUCUCUUUUCCUACACAUAUAUAAAAUCAAAUUUCAUUUCACUCUUCUACUUCUCAAUUAAUAUAUGCAUGUAACCUGCAAACUUAGCAAAAGCCAAACAACUUAAAACAAUAUAUUAGUGAUGAUCCCUUCAACAGCUCCAGCAACAAUAGUAGUAGCAACUCCCUUAGAAGUUGAUGAUGUUAAAGAGCUUCUUUCUUGGGCAAUCACCAUUCUCUCUCAUCCCAACGACACCAUUAUAGCACUACAUGUUAUAGUAGGGAAGGAGCCUAAGAAACUUGUACCAAAGUCAAGAGAUUAUAAACGAUUUCGCCAAGCUAAAUCUUUUCUUCUUUCUGUCAUGGGAGAGUUUGCCAAGACUUGCCAAGUUAAACAGGUACAUUUAGAGGCUAGAGUUACAUAUAGCUCGAGUGUGGGGAGCGGCUUAGUCGAAGAAACCAAGAGAACAGCCACAGAAUUCCUACUUCUUGGAGGGCCAAAACUUGAACGAAAUAGAAGAACAGGAAACACUACUAGAAAGUAUUGCAAGAAAUAUGCCCCAAAAAGGUGCUCAGUUAUCUCAAUUGGGCAACUAGAAAAAGAAGCAGCAUUAGAUUCAUCAAUCUUUAAGCAGGGAAGAUCAUCAUCACAUUCACAGGAGAAGUCUCCAAGGACAGUUUUGAAUGGAGUUAUUGAAGAUGAUGAUAACUCCAGUUUUGGCGAUUCCAGUAGCAACUCUGAUUCAUACAUAGCACCCAUAGCAGCACCCGUAGCACCCAUAGCACCAGCACCAGCACCGACGACAACAACCAAGGAUAAUGAUAAGGAUAAGGAUAAGGACAAGUAUAAGGAGUCACCGUUAUUAAGACGUGUUGCGUCCUUUUUCUUAAGGAACACGUCAAGUGGAAGGAGAAAAAAUAAUGAGAAAUGUAACAUUAUUGAUGGAGUAGAAAAGCUCCCACAAACUUGUUUGAAAUAUUAUAGCUAUGAUGAGAUUUCAGAAGCUACCAAGGAAUUUCAUCCAGAUAAGAUGGUAGGACAAGGUGGAUACUCAGAGGUAUACAGCGGAGAUCUGCGUAAUGGAGACAGCAUAGCAGUGAAAAGAUUAGCCAAAGACAACACUAACCCAAACAAAGAGAAAGAGUUUCUCGUGGAAUUGGGCAUAAUUACUCAUGUUUCUCAUCCUAACACGGCAUCUUUACUUGGUUACUGCAUUCAAAAUGGUCUCUACCUCAUCUUCCCUUUGUCUUCUAAGGGAAAUCUCUUCAAUGCCCUUCAUGGUAAUACAAGUAAGUUACUAGAGUGGCCGAUGAGGUACAAAAUAGCAUUAGGUAUAGCAAGAGGACUUCAUUAUUUGCACAAGUGUUGCAAACAUCGUAUCAUACACCGUGAUAUCAAAGCUUCCAACGUCCUUCUUGGACCAGAUUAUGAACCACAAAUUACAGAUUUUGGCCUAGCAAAGUGGGUCCCUAGCAAUAAGUCCACUCAACAUGCUGUUUUACAAAUAGAAGGCACGUUUGGAUAUUUAGCACCAGAGUACUUCUUGCAUGGAAUUGUGGAUGAGAAGACUGAUGUUUUUGCGUUUGGCAUUCUUCUUCUAGAGAUUGUGACUGGCCGAAGACCUAUUGAUUCUUCCAAACAAAGCCUUCUCUUAUGGGCUAUGCCAUUAAUGGAAUGCGGAAAGAUCUCAGAGCUAGCUGAUACAAGAUUAGCAGGUGAAUAUGAUGUUGAGCAAUUACACAAAAUUGUACUUGUUGCCUCUUAUUGUGUGAGACAUUCCUCGGCUUGGCGUCCUUCAAUGACUGAGGUGUUGGAGCUUCUAUCCAACGGUCAGGACUCUGAGAUUGCUAGGAAAUGGGGUCUCCAAAAUAGUUCAUCCGACGAAAUAGAUGAUUAUUCUAUGGUUUUUGGAUAUAAUGGUCCUGUUGAUAAAGAUCUAGAAAAAGCUAUUGCAGCUCUAGAAAUUUAGAAGAGAACGAAAUCUAAUUAUAACAUUAAUAAAUUUAUUUUUGGGUGUUGUCAGGUAAUGUUAUUAUAUAGUAUCUGAAAAUAUUGUAUAUAUUUUUGCAAAAAUGGACAUUAUUAUACA
Molecule: messenger RNA, 2269 nt
Organism: Beta vulgaris subsp. vulgaris (sugar beet)
Lineage: Eukaryota; Viridiplantae; Streptophyta; Magnoliopsida; Caryophyllales; Amaranthaceae
Product: probable receptor-like serine/threonine-protein kinase At5g57670
Exons: 9
Coding region: 323-2149 (608 amino acids)
Biological process (GO): protein phosphorylation
Molecular function (GO): ATP binding; protein kinase activity
Source: RefSeq, a predicted model, not a curated record